Messenger RNA from Effrenium voratum, 1020 nucleotides. NCBI's taxonomy places the organism in Eukaryota, Dinophyceae, Suessiales, Symbiodiniaceae. The record is from the annotation of a GenBank genome assembly.
GAGCUGUUUGGGUUCAGCUCGCACAUGCCAAUGUAGCGACACGACGCCAGGAGCUCGGCGUUGAUGUCGUGGAUGCAUGAAGAGAACCGCGCGUGCCAAUAUGCAUCGAUUCUCGCGUGCGUGGGCACUGCGGCGGUGGCAUCCAUCAUCGUGUAUGCUGUUGGCCCAACAACUCUGCUGGCAGAAGCCUUGAGGAUGUUACCGGAUGAUCCUGGCUGGGGCUGGUUCAUUGGCUGGGCCUUGGUUCUGCUCAUCUCCAUUGUGCUCAUGCUGCCGAUGUGGCAAGCGCUUUGUAUCGCAUCAGGACUUAUGUUCGGUCUGGGCUACGGCACGGCGCUGAACUUCCUGGCGCUCUAUGGGGCGGCGGCGGUGAGCACCCUGCUGGGCGAGACCUUGCUGAGGGAGCCCAUCCGGCGGUGGCUGGCGGAGUACGAGGCCACGUUCCCGGGCCCGAUGAAGGCGUUGAAGUGCCUGGAGCGGGCGGAGGAUUCCUUGGAGGUUCUGAUCCUGUUCCGCUUCCUCUUCAUCCCCAUCUGGCUGCGGAACUACGCGCCCACCACGCUGCAGGUGGAGACCUGGAAGCUGCUGGUGGCGGCGCUGCCUCACUCCCUGUGGGUGUCCUUUAUCUUCGCGUCCCUUGGGGUGUCCUUGCAAGACGCGGAGCAAAUGUUUAACCACGGGGCAGAAUUCCAGCUGUACGACAUGAAAUGGCAGCACAUCUUGAUGUUUGCCGUCUCCUGCCUCACCUCCCUCCUCAUCUCUUUGUACGCCUACCGGAAGUACGUGGAGAUGACCAGCGACGAGGCGGAGCACUUGGUGCGAAAGGAGCCGUAAGACGCGCAGUCUGGGGACCUUUUUUGCCCGCGGGGUGCCUUUGGGGGACCUCUUUGUAGCAAAUGCUUCGCACGAGCGCACGGAUGCCGACGCGCGUGCCAAAUCGGAGAUGGAUGUGGAGCCUGUGUGUGGCACCGGUGUGAAACACGGUGCUGCAGGCGAAUUGUGCCAAGCGAAUCGAGUCGC